AUGACCGGCGUGCUCAAACCCGACAUCCAGCGGGCUGCUCAGGACUGCAACACACACAAAAAGCACUCGAUUUUGACGCGAAAACUCAGGACCUACAACAAAGCCGGCAAUGCCUCCUCCUCGACCUCGCUCGCUGGCACCUCUAACCGCAAGGCCAACGCCGGCCUGCCUUACAACGACUCGGGCAUCUCGCCUCACACCCUCGUCGCGCCCUCUCCUAUCGAUCGCACGACGCCCGUCUUAUACACCGGCUGGGAUCCCCCCGAGUCCUGGGGCGUCAUGCGCGCUGACUCCGACGUCGGCCAUGAUCACGCUGUCCAGAAGCAGCCGCAAGCCGCUCCUCGACCCCGGGCGUCCCUCAAGCCCUCGUCGACCUACUACGUUCGCGUCUUUCGCACCGAUGGUACUUUCUCGACCGUCUCUUGUCCUCUUGAUACAACUACGACCGAAUUGCUCGCCAUCCUCGGUCGCAAAUUCUUCCUUCCCUCGGCUGCUCACUACCAGAUCGGCUUCCGGCGGCUCGGAUUACUGCGCAUCCUCAACCCGGAUGAAAAACCGCUCAUGCUCCAGAAACGCAUGCUCGAGCUUUCCGGAUAUACCGACGAGGAUCAGAUCGCUGGUCUCGGACGCGAAGAUCUCGGAUUUCUAUGUCGCUUUCUCUUUAUAGACGCAGUCACUGCCUUGCCCGCUGAUCACGACUCUCUGACCAGCGGACACAAAUACACCCACGUCGACCUCACUCGCAAGAACCUGCUCUCUCUUCCCGAGGCAAUCUACAGACACGCCGGGGAGAUCGUCAAACUCAACCUCUCGAGCAAUCUCUCGCUCGACCUGCCAGAUCAAUUCAUGCAAUCGUGUGUGAACCUGCAGGAGAUCAAGUUUUGCGGAAACGAAAUCACCCAUGUGCCGUCCAGCAUCGUCUUCGCCACCAAGCUCAACUAUCUCGAUGUCUCGAGUAACCGACUUGAAUCGCUCGACGAUUUUCAGUUUGAUAUGCUCGAAGCACUCGUGUCUUUGAAAGCGCAAAACAACUGCCUGUCUCAACUUCCCGCGAGUCUUGUGCAUCUCCACCAUCUCCGAUACCUCAACCUCUCCUUCAACUACCUGUCCAAGUUCCCGAUAGAGGUCUGCAAUCUAGUAACCCUUCUCGAGCUCGAUAUCUCCUUCAACUCCAUAUCCGAGCUGCCACCCGAGAUCGGCCAGCUCUGUGCGCUAGAGACUUUGGCGUUUACCAACAACAAGCUCACCGGCGUCUUGCCGAAUACGUUUGAGAACCUGACCUCGCUCAAGUUCCUCGAUAUUCGAUACAACGACCUGACGAACGUCGACGUGAUCAUGACCCUGCCACGACUCGAAGUCUUUUGCUCGUCGCACAACUCAGUCUCGCGACUUGAGAAACACGCGCGACGGAUGCGGGUCUUGCAUCUAAACCAGAACCCUGUGACAAGGUUCCAGAUCCCGAUGACGAUGGCCACGCUGACAACCCUCAACCUCGCAAACGCAAAGAUGUCGAGUUUCCCGGAUGGAUUGUUUGAUAUGAUUCCGAAUCUCGAGAAACUAGAUCUCGAUAAAAAUCACUUUGGCGCGAUUCCGCCCGAGAUUGGCAAGCUCAAAAGAUUGACAAAGUUCACCUGCGUGGGCAACAGUCUGGCUUCGCUGCCGCCCGAGAUUGGAUCUUUGGUCGAGCUGCGAGAGCUGGACGUGCACAGUAAUUCGCUCAGCAGUCUGCCGUCUGAGAUCUGGCAGCUUGCCAAUCUCGAGAUCCUGAACGUAUCCUCAAACAAUCUCGAGGCAUUCCCGAUCUUUGUCUAUCAUAACAACUCCACGACAGGCUCGGCAUCCGAGACUGGCACUUUGAAAGCGAUCCCGAGCUCAGAAGAAGUAAACGAGUUUGGCGGCAGUGGUAACAGCGGCAGCAGAAGCAGCAGCAGCAGUCGGAGACCGUCGAAUAUUUCAGAGUCAUCGGCCCGCGGCCCGCUAGAGAUGACGAGCAGCAGCAGCGCGUCGCUUCGCAAGACCGGCUUUCCGCCGUCUGAAACCGGCAGUCGCAAGGACUCGACAGUCUCGAGCUCGCGCCUGGCGUAUACGUUUGCGACCAGUCUGAAGUAUCUGUAUCUGGCUGACAACCAGCUGAACGACGAUUGCUUCAAAGAGAUUUCUUUCCUGACAGAGUUGGUGGUGCUCAAUCUUGGAUAUAACUUUCUGAGUGAGAUUCCUCUAGGAUCGAUCGGCCGACUGACGCAGCUUCGCGAGCUGUUUUUGAGCGGUAACAAUCUGACAAACUUGCCGGCCGACGACCUGACGCAGAUGAAGAACCUCAAAAUCUUCCAUUUGAACGCAAACAAGCUUCUGACGAUCCCGAGCGAGCUUGCGGAGAUUCGAGAUCUGCAAGUACUUGACGUGGGCAGCAACUCGCUGAAAUACAACAUUUCGAACUGGCCGUACGACUGGAACUGGAACUUCAACCUGCAGCUCAAGUAUCUGAAUCUUUCGGGAAACAAACGGCUUGAGAUCAAACCCACGCCCAACACGAGAUCCGACCAUGACCUGUCUGAUUUCUCGAGGCUGAAGCGAUUACGCGUGCUGGGACUGAUGGACAUUACGCUGACAAACUCGUCGAUCCCGGACCAGUCCGAAGACCGACGUAUUCGCACGUCCGGAACAGAGGUGCACUCGAUGCCGUACGGAAUGUCGGACACGCUCGGUAAAUUCACGCAUCUGCCGUACAACGACAUGGUGAUUGAGCGGUUCCGGGGUAAAGAGGAAGAAGUGAUAUUCGCGCUGUUUGACGGCAGCCCGAUCGAUCACCAUGGGUCCAAGAUUGCAAAGUACGUGCAGGAGAGGUUUGCGGGCGAGCUCGACAACGAGCUGGCGAGCCUGAGAGAGGGCGAGCAAGUUCCUGCUGCGCUGCGACGGACGUUUUUGUCGCUGAAUAAGCAUCUGGGGACGAUCACGAUGGGCGACAACGAGGAUCAGGAUCGGUCUGCGUUUACGUUUAGUAAUGCGGCCGACGAUCCGACGAUCGGGCCGAAGGAUAUGGAGACGGGCGCGUGCGCUACGGUUGUGUACAUCACGGGCAACAGGCUGUAUAUUGCAAACGUGGGAGACGUACGGGCGAUUCUGUCGCGGACGGAUCGCGAGUUUAGAGUGCUGACGAAGAAGCACGAGCCUGCGUUUUCGCCCGAGAUUGACCGGAUCCGAGAAGCAGGCGGGUUUGUGUCGCAGACGGGCCGGUUGAAUGGCGAGGUUGAAGUGUCAAGAUCGUUUGGGUACUUUAAUCUUGUGCCGUGUGUGCAGGCUGCGCCGUCGAUUGUGGAGUGCGAGUUGUUGGAUAUCGACGACAUGCUGAUUAUCGCGAGCCGGAAUCUGUGGGAGUACAUGGACAACCAGACCGCUGUCGACGUGGCGGCCUCGGAGCGCGAUGACCCGAUGCGGGCGGCGCAGAAGUUGCGUGAUCUGGCGAUUGCGUACGGGUGCACGGAGAAGAUUGUUGUGAUGUGUGUUGCGGUGGGCGAUUCGGGAAAGAGUAAGCAACAGCUGCUGCAGCGGCAGCGAGCGGGUAUGCAGGGAGCGUCGCUGGGGUCGUUUUCAGCGGUCGAUGACGACGAUUUGUUUCCGCAAUUGAAGCGACGGCGCGCGCGCAACUAUCCGGAAGAUGCCGAACUGGCGAGACUAGGAGAUGAGGUGUCACCCCCAGUUGGAGAGCUUGCGAUGGUGUUUACGGACAUCAAGAACUCCACGCUGCUGUGGGAGACGUCGCCGGUAGCGAUGGGGUCUGCGAUCAAGAUACACAAUGCGAUUAUGCGACGCCAGCUACGGAUUGUGGGAGGCUACGAGGUGAAGAACGAAGGCGACGCGUUUAUGGUUUGCUUUUCUACGGCAGCGGCGGCGAUGGUGUGGGCGUUUGGAGUUCAGAGUCAGCUUCUGGUCGCGCCAUGGCCGUCCGAGAUCACGGACAGUGUUGACGGCGCGGAGGUUGUGGACGAAGAAAACACGCUGAUCUAUCGCGGGCUGUCGGUGCGGAUGGGGAUACACUGGGGCUCGCCGGUGUGCGAGCGGGAUCCGAUCACUCGGCGGAUGGACUAUUUUGGGCCGAUGGUGAACCGGGCGGCGCGGAUUUCGACGGUGGCAGACGGAGGGCGGAUCGCGGUGAGUCUUGACUUUGUGACGGAGAUAAAGAGGUUAGAGGAUGCGUAUAAGGAAGCGGAGGGGGACAUUGAGCGGCUGGCGGGGAUAAUUGGGGAUGACAUGCUUGCGCGGGCGAUAGACCGUGAUCUGAAGCUGCUGCAUGGGUAUGGAUGGGUGAUGGAGACUGUGGGUGAGAUGAAGUUGAAGGGGCUGGAGAACACGGAGUUGAUUUCGAUGAUUUACCCAAAGAGUUUAGCGGCGCGGAUGAAGAUCGACGUGCCGGACAAUUCGGGGGCGAGCCGAAGUUCGGUUACGACGACUGCGACGGCGACGGCGAACGGGAAUGCGGCGAGCAAUGCGCUGACGACGCGGGAGAACCCGGUGUAUGCGACGGUGAUUUCGCUGCGGAAUAUUACGCUGCGGCUGGAGAAGCUGUGCUCGUACCUGAACGGCGGGUCGCUUGUGGAUGAGUCGUGGGCUAAGUUUGAGGUACUUGCGCAGGAGGUGUCUGAGUUGGGGACGCGGGAGGAUGCGCUGGCUGCUUAUUUAGAGCACUCGAUUACGCGAUUGGAGGUGAGUUAUAUCUGUUUAUAUGAUCAUGUUAUGGUUAUGAGGAGAAUGAAGAAGGAGAAGGAGAAGGACGGCUAA
Myxozyma melibiosi is the source of this 4776-nucleotide messenger RNA. RefSeq names its product phosphatase 2C-domain-containing protein. Bases 1 to 4776 code for a protein of 1591 amino acids. The transcript is spliced from 3 exons. Gene Ontology annotation, molecular function: protein binding. Gene Ontology annotation, biological process: cyclic nucleotide biosynthetic process; intracellular signal transduction. Lineage: Eukaryota; Fungi; Ascomycota; Lipomycetes; Lipomycetales; Lipomycetaceae. The record is from RefSeq and is a predicted model, not a curated record.